Molecule: messenger RNA, 1358 nt
Organism: Piliocolobus tephrosceles (Ugandan red Colobus)
Lineage: Eukaryota; Metazoa; Chordata; Mammalia; Primates; Cercopithecidae
Gene: C21H19orf84
Product: chromosome 21 C19orf84 homolog
Exons: 2
Coding region: 169-768 (199 amino acids)
Source: RefSeq, a predicted model, not a curated record
CCCUCCCCAAGCUUCCCGGGCCCUCGAAGGAUCUCCGAGGCGAAGUUGCUAGAAGAUACUUAAGAGGGCCCCAGGGGAGAUGGAACAACCAAAGGACGGGGCUGGGCCCGAAGGGUGAGACAAAGACCUCCUGAGACGGGGACAGAAACCCAGAGAGACGAGGGGACCAUGAAAACGAGAGAGAAAGGGCGCACUGAACAGACCUGCAUAGAGAAUCAGGAAAAACAAAAAAGGCUCAGGAACGACCUGUCCCUGCCGUCAUCUGGGACUGAGCCAUGGCCCCCUGCGCCUCUCCCAACCCCGCCACCCUGGCUCCUGAGCUCCACAGACCCUGCCCACCUGGGGCUCCCGGAGAGCGUGGCCUCUGUCACCGUGCCCAUACGCCUGGACACCCUCUCCUGCCUCCUGCACAGCGCCCUGCUGGGGGUCUACACCUUCCAACAGUCCUUGCCCUCUUGCUCCUGCUACCCGCAGGCAGGCCACACUCAGCCAGGCGCAGUCAGGAGGCCUCCCAGGGGACGCGGGGGCUGGGAAGUCAGGCACAGGCCAGGCUGGGGCCGGGGCCCACAUCGACGAGGAGGCCUCGGGAGAGCUGAGCAGCCAGAGAGGGGUCGGGCGGGGGUCCCUGGGGCUGGCCCCAGGACCCCACCAAUGACACUGCCAUCAGCACCAACACUGCCUGCCCAGGAUGGGAAGAAGGAAGCUAGAGGUCCAGAGCCACCCCUGGAAACACCACCGGCUGCUGAGGACUGGGAGACAGAGUACUAGGACCCUGGAGGGUCCAGCACCUGAGACUGCAGUCACCCAGGAGGGUUUUCCUGGGGCCCGGAGUGACCUCAGGCCUGUCAGAAGAACCCCAAGAAACAUCUUCCAUCCUCCCCUCUUCCCAAAACCAUAGUCCCAGGAGUAGCUCCUGUGAGCCACUUGGUGAACCUGACCUAAGUCACCUGAAUCCCAAGCCAGAAGAAAACCCUAAACCUCAUACCCAGGCCUGUCUCCUUGAUGGCCUCAACUCCAUUCCCAACGUCAUCCCCAACCACAACCACAAUCCUUACCUCAUUCUCAAUCCCCAAGGUUCCCCGAGCCCCAUCCCCUACCCUCUCCCUAACCCCAGAGCCACUCCUACCAGCCUCUCUCUUCCCCACUGUCAAUCCCUAUUCCCAAACCCAUUCAUUCCCAUCCCUGUCACCAGUCCCAACUCCACUUCUGCGCCUCAACCCAAACCCACCCUCGUUACCAACCCCUUUCUCCUCAUUCCCUAUGUACCUCAGCCCAUCUUUAAUGUCCUCUGAAUCUACAGCUCCAAAGAGCCCCAUCCUCAACCUUAGCCACAGCUCUGUGUCUGUCCCCACGAAGAA